This is a messenger RNA of Chara braunii, 1455 nucleotides long. The record is from the annotation of a GenBank genome assembly. NCBI's taxonomy places the organism in Eukaryota, Viridiplantae, Streptophyta, Charophyceae, Charales, Characeae.
CGUAAUCUGCUCUGACGAAAGAGGAAAAAAAGAACAACUUGAAGGCGAGGCGGGCAACGAGGGAGCUGAAGCUGAACGAGGGAGCUGAAGCUGAAGCUGAACGAGGGAGCUGAAGCUGAAGCUGAAGCUGGGGCUGUUCGCCAAUUGAAGAAGAAGCUUGAGCAGCAAACGAGCAUACAAGCAACUCCGCCGGGGGUAAUCAAUAGCGGAGUGUGUGGGGGGGGGGAGGGACAGGUUGGUCAAACUCGCAGAUUGCACCCAGAAAAAAAAUACACACCAGCAAAAAAAAAACAAAAGAGGAAAAAUAGAAAGGGGAGCUGAAGACUUAAACCGGGCGAUCGAGAUCAGAAUCACAGGACGCAGGGUGGCUCUUUCCUAAAACGAUAGAAGAUGAAGACUACAGCGCCACCUAUAGUUAACGAGACCACGCAAACUGUGACAAGCACGCCAGAGAUCACGCCCACGCGAACACCACUACUCGAUUUCUUAUGGGCUCUUGCCGGUGAAGAAGUGGAGAGCGCCUCGACCAACAUAUUACCGACAAAUGUACCACUGCCGUUAUCCACCUGCGAAGACGAUGAUCCCGUUGCUGGCGACGACCAGAUCUGCGCAUCUGUCUCCGGAUAUGCAUCAGUGGAAGGCGCUGGCGAUGAGAAUGAUGAUGAUGGCGCUGUCGACGCUGCUGUGGAUGGUGCUGUCGACGCUGCUGUGGAUGGUGCUGUAGAUGGCGAUGACUCUAUCUCGGGGUUUGUGGUUCCACUGGACCGAGUCGGCGAUGUCGAAGAUGAUGAUGCUGUCGAUGGUGCUGUGGAUGGUGCUGCGGAUGAUGCUGUUAAUGAUGAUGCCGAUGGCCAUGACUCCACCUCUGGGUUUGUGGCUCCAGUUGAUGACGCUGGCGAUGGCGAUGAUGAUGAUGCUGGCGAUGGUGAUGUGGAUGGUGCUGCCGGUGGUGCUGUCGAUGAUGCCAUCGACGGCGAUGAGUGUAUCUCUGGGUUUGUCGCUCGAGUGGAUGGCGCUGACGAUGGCGAUGAUGAUGAUGAUGAUGAUGAUGAUGAUGAUGAUGGCGAUGGUUCUGUCGAUGAUGCUGUCGAUGGUGAGUUCCAUGAAGGUGUCGAUGGCGAUGGGGUUGACGAUGAUUCCGUCGAUGGUGGCGAUGGCGUUAAUGAUGUCUCCGUAAAUGGUGCUUUCAAUGGCGAUGGCAAUGAAAAGGAGAAUUCGUUCUCUGGCCCUGGCGAUGGCGAUGAAUGCGGUGGACUACUGCCUGUCGGUGCUGCUGGUGUUGGAAACGCACCGCUGCGUUGGUGCAGUCCCAGCUUGUUGAUUGACAGCUCGAACAGCUUGCCGUUCUGGAUCGACACGUACAAAUGACUGUCAUCGUUGUCCAAAGCAACCGCCCCAAUCAUGCAUCCUCCCGGGAACUUGAAGGUGCAUCUUGCGACGGUCUCCAAGUUAAUC